This is a messenger RNA of Homarus americanus (American lobster), 4352 nucleotides long. Its product is annotated as protein toll-like. The transcript is spliced from 7 exons. NCBI's taxonomy places the organism in Eukaryota, Metazoa, Arthropoda, Malacostraca, Decapoda, Nephropidae. The record is from RefSeq and is a predicted model, not a curated record. Gene Ontology annotation, cellular component: membrane. Bases 400 to 3168 code for a protein of 922 amino acids. Gene Ontology annotation, molecular function: transmembrane signaling receptor activity; protein binding. Gene Ontology annotation, biological process: toll-like receptor signaling pathway; immune response.
CUCGUGUUUCAGACUGUCAGUAUCUGAGUGUGUCUGGUCCUGGUAGCUUACGGUGUUAUACACAUGGUGGUGUUUCAGACCAUCUAUUGCCUACUUGUGAAAGCCACUUGGGAAGAGAUAGAUUGUGCCAUGUGUUAUAAGAACAUCUGAAGAAUAACCAAAGACAAAUUACGACGGUUUUGGAACGCCUAUAGUUAAUGACACCAUCAACAAGUGUUUGGCCUUGUAAAGUGUAAGGGAAGGGGUGGCAGUGAGGAGUUGUGUGGACCAUUGUUGCUGGUGGUUCGUUGUGUGGUGCUUACUGAUACACUAUGUGGUUGUGGUGGUGAGACUGAAUUUUGCUGGAGGAAAAUUUGAUGAGCGUCCUUAAGACCAGCUGACUGAGCGUGACCUGACACCAUGUCAUCACGGAUGUUCCUGCCCGCCUUCCUACUAUGGGCUUGGGCGGCGGGCGGGACCACCAACGCUAUAUCUUGUGGACAGUGUGAAAGGGGAACACACUCCAUGAUUUGUCCAAAUUCAAUAAGUGAAGAACAAUACACAGUGAAAUUAUUAUCAAAUCGCAUUCUUCAGUUGGACUGCCAAAAAUCAGCGAGAGGAGUAAUAGACUAUUCACUGAUUGAAGAUUGUCACUUUCCUUCUGUGAAUGAAGUUGAAUUUCGUGGAUGUCCAUUCCCAAGUUCAUCCCUUGCUGAAGCUGUACUUAAAGUUGGUUUAUACCCGAAAAAUAUUACUAAAUUAAAAUUCAUUGAUGGAGUACGGCAGCCUGAAGCCAACACAGAGGAUUGGCACCUGAACCGUCUGAAUAAUUUGGAAUUUUUAGAACUGAUAAAUAAUAACUUUAGUAGCGUUCCAGUGAAUUUAUUUAAUGCUACUCCAAAACUGAAGUUCUUCAAAUUUACAUACAAUAAUUUGGAUACAAUUCCAGAAACUUUAUUCUCAAGCUUACUGGAAAUAACAACAAUUGACCUAUCCAGUAAUGGCUUGGCAAGUGUACCUGUUAAUCUCUUUGCAAAUUUAACCAGGCUAACUAUAAUUGAUUUACAGAAUAAUGAAUUGAAUGAAAUAAGAUCAGAACUAUUUUCCAAUCAACCCCAUCUUGUGAAUAUAAACCUCAACAAUAAUUACAUUUCUAACAUCCAAAGGAGUUUGUUUGUAGGCAUGAAGUACUUACAAAUUCUAAACAUCGGUGGAAAUAAAUUGGAAAGGUUGCCUCAUGAUGUAUUUUACAACAUGACAGCGCUGACAACUCUGGACCUUAGUUCAAAUUUGCUGACUGCUUUGGAACCCAGAAGCUUUGAUAAUAAUAGAGAAAUGAAGACACUUAAUCUAGGAAACAAUAGCUUAAUUAGUCUACCUGACGAAUUGUUUCAGAGGUGUGAAUCAUUACAAACACUUUAUUUGAACCAUAAUCAGCUGGCAGUCUUGAACAAAAAAUGGUUUCGUCGGCGGUCAGCUCUGGCUUAUAUAGAUUUAGGUAACAACAAUAUAGAAUUUUCUACCACUGGUUAUCUUGGAAAUUCCUUUGCACUUGAUGAACAGGACAAGCUGAAAACAAUAAUUUUGAAUGAUAAUAAGUUAACAACUAUUCCUCAUUCUUUUCACGCUCUCUACUUAAAACUCGAGGCUGUUGAUUUAUCAGGGAAUUUGAUAGAGGAAGUGGCAUUUAGUUCAUUACACUUUCAGAACAAUCAUGUGAAAUUCAACUUGUCGAACAAUAUGAUAAAGUCAAUACAUCUUUUUCAAAGCUGGCCAGUAAUGAUUGAAAAAAUAGUUAAGCUCUCUCUCAAGGGAAAUCCUCUUCUCUGCAAUUGUAACAUGUAUAAUUUUUUAAACUUAAUACAUGGAAAACCACUUGGAAAAGGAAAUUUAUUUAAAAUUGUGCUGGAAGAUGGAGAUCAAGUAACAUGUACAAAUCAAGGAAAUGAAAUCAAGAAAUUAAUGGAUGUGGAUACUGAAACGCUGACUUGUAAAAUGUUACUCCCUUGUGAUAACUGUACAUGUUACUGGCGCUCGAGUGAUAGUAUGAUAAUCGUCGACUGCUCAUACCAAGGUCGAAGUGAGAUACCAAAGAUUGAUUUUGAUAACUAUGGCUACAAAAACUCUCCCAUUACCAUAAAUAUGAGGAAUAACAGUAUCACAAGUUUAGAUGCAUUGCAAGAUCCUAGCUAUAGAAGACUGGUGAACUUGACAAUACCUAACAACAAACUGUCUUUCAUCAACGAGUCAUAUCUUCCGGAAAAAUUGAAAGUUCUGAACAUAUGCGGGAAUAACCUCACAUCUCUGUCUGGAUCCUUGUUAAAAUUCCUGAAUGUUACUGACAUGCACCUCAGCCUUGGAAAUAAUCCUUGGACUUGCAACUGUGAUCUUAUUGACUUCCUGAACUUCCUGUACGUCCCACUACGCAAGGUUGAUGACUUCGAUGACAUUCGAUGUAAAGAUCAAGAUGAACCUCUUAUCACCCUUAGUGAGCACUCGCUGUGCCCCUUCUUCAUGCAGCCCAUGGUCAUUGUCACCAUUGUUGCCAUCUUGAUAUUCCUCAUUCUCUUUGCUGUACUUGGGACAGUCAGUUUUUACAAAUACAAACAAGGAAUCAAAGUGUGGUUAUUCACACAUCGUGUGUGUUUAUGGGCCGUCACAGAAGAUGAGAUGGAUGCUGACAAGAAGUAUGAUGCCUUCAUUAGUUAUUCUCACAAGGAUGAGGAAUUUGUCAACAAAAUUUUGGUGCCUGGCCUUGAAUGUGGCGAUCCCAAGUACCGAGUUUGUCUCCACUAUCGUGACUGGAUCCCAGGAGAAUACAUUCAGAACCAAAUAAUGCAGAGUGUGGAGGCCAGUAGACGAACAAUUGUGGUGCUUUCAUCAAAUUUCAUCGAGAGUGUGUGGGGCCAGUUAGAAUUCAAGGCCGCUCACUCUCAAGCCUUGCAAGAUAAAACUAACAGGUUGAUAGUUAUUGUUUAUGGAGAGAUUCCACCAGAAAGUGAACUUGAUGAGAAGCUCCAGUUGUAUAUCUCCAUGAGAACAUAUGUGAAGUGGGGUGACGCAAAAUUUUGGGAAAAGCUGCGCUACAUCAUGCCACAUCCACAAGAUCUCAUUAAAAAAAGGCAACGCAAACGAAGAGAUACAGACAAACUUGAACUUUGCAAAUCAGACUCUAAACAGAGUGUGUGAUAAGUGGGGUAAAAACUGCUCUACUGUAUAUGAUUCUAUGACGUGUGUUAAUUGUGAUUUGUGUAGCUUGAAACUUGCUCCUACCAAAAAUAUAUUAACUAGUAAUAAAUGUUCAGCAUUGUAAUCGUUUCAAGAAUUAUGCUGGACCAAUAAACAAAUGCACCUGUUCUUGAGGAGAUGACUUUUCAACCUCAGUGGCAAUAAGUUGUAUAUAAUUUCAAAAUACUGUAUAGAACUACAGGUUCAUAAUUGUAUGGCUUCCCAAGUUGAAACAAGACAGUGUAUCAAACUGUUAAUGAAAAUAUAUUCCUUUUCUUAUGAACUGUUAAGCAGAAGUUUGGAUUACAGAAACCCUGAAGUUAUGAAAUAGUUUUACAAGGUUACUGUAGCAAAACUUAUUGAAAUAGAAAGUGACAAAAAUUAUGGAAAUUUUUUAUUGACAUGGAACUAUAAAUAGUUCAUAUAUCUGACCAUGAAAUAUGUACAGUAUAAAUAUAGUGAAAAGUGUCUUGUACAGUAUAUUUUAUGUUACUGCCAAGUGUAUGCCCAUUCAGCUGCUGGAGUCCUCUCAUCUUAUAAAUGUUGUUACUGUCAAGUGCAAACCUGUUCAGCUGCUGGAGUCAUCACAUCUUACAAAUGCUGUUACGAAUCGGGUCGGACAGUGGCGCUUGAGAAAGUGAAUUGCAGUGUACAGUACAUAAAUGAAUCUGCAAUUUCGAUCUGGAAUCUUGGGAAUAAUAGAAGAGACACAGGCAAGGAUGGAGGCAGUGCUAAGAUGACAUAGAAGACGAAUCCACAGAAUUGUACCUGAUUGUAUGAACCCAUUCACAGCAAUGAGCGAGGAAAGGCCGGAACUUACUGUAUUGUUCCUAUUUAAUUCUCAAAUAAGUGUACUAUCGUGGACAAAAGUUUGCUCCCUCCCAAACUGAAGCAGUAUCGACCCCAAAUGAGAUAAAACAGUACGCCCGCACCAGAUGAUAGUCAGGGUAAGUCAGUUCGGAGACUCAUGCCUGUGACUCGGUUUCACCACAGGGGGCGAACUUUUGUCCAUGAUAGUACAAGAAUCACAUUUUCAACAUAUAUAGUGUAUUUGCAACAUGCAUGUACAGUAUACUUCAAAUUCUCAUUUAUCAUUAAGAAUGGUGUUUGUAAUAUAUUUUAGGUGUAAUAAAUAAUUGCUUCUA